This is a messenger RNA of Electrophorus electricus (electric eel), 2709 nucleotides long. The record is from RefSeq and is a predicted model, not a curated record. NCBI's taxonomy places the organism in Eukaryota, Metazoa, Chordata, Actinopteri, Gymnotiformes, Gymnotidae.
GACCAGGAACAAAACGUGGACACUAAAAGAAAUGACGCAGACGAUAUCCGAGCUGCAGAAGGACAACUUUAACCUGCGCAUGCGUAUAUGCUUCCUCAAGCAUGAGGGCGGCUCGCAGAAGUGCAGCAGUUGUACAGAACAGAUUUACAACGCGGCAGAGGAGCGUUUCCCAGUGGCGACGCAGCAAAACUUAGACGAGCUGAGCAGGUGCAGAGAGGAACUGGAGAAGAUGGAAGCGCUUUUCCAUCAAGAGAAGACGCUCCGCCUACAGCUAGAGAACCAGCUACAAGCCUACACAUUACAAGACCCGCCCUCUGAGGAUCAGAGCCAAUCAGAGGAAACCAUUGAAGAGCUGCACAGGUACAUAGAACAGCUGCAGGGGGAGCUCAAGGCUCAGAACACCAUAAUCAAUCAGCUGAGGAACAGGAGCACCAAUCAGAGCAGUGGACACCAGCCUGGCCACGCCCACAACUCCACACUCACCACCCUGAAAGAGGAUGACAUACGUGAUCUGAAGAACUUGUUGGAGUUGAAAGACUCUGAGCUGCAUGAGACCAAAAUCAAACAUGAGGCCAGUAAAAACGACCUCCAACAGGCCCUGAAGGACAAAGAGAAACAGAUUCAGGGGCUGCAUGACAUUCUGGAAGGUCACAUCCAGGAUCUAGCUGAGAAAGAUGCUGCGCUAGCAGAGACCACAUCAGAGCUGAAUAAUCUGGAAUCUGAUGUGGGCAAACUCAUUCUACAGCUUGAGAACAGAAAGCAGCAGCUCCAGCUCAUGUCUGGGCAGCUACAGGAGAGUGUGAGAGAAAGUCAGCUCCUGAAACAACGCCUGAGAUACACAGAGGCCUUCACACAUCCUACAUACCAGAUCCAAGCAGUGGAGCAGCAUAUGUUGGAGAUUCAUGAACUGAAACCAACACUGCUGGAGACUAUCAGGAGGACCCAGGACCUGUACAGACAUCUGCAGGCCGCUGAGCGAGCUUCAGUAAAGAAGGACCAUUCUGGGAGGAACAGUGGCAGUGUGUGCAAGAGCAGCUUCAGAUCAGUGAUCAAAGCGUUGAUCUGCUGCUCAGAUCCUGCCCAGCCCUGCCUCUCCUCCAGGGCCCAUGUUCAUGGCCUCCACGUCCUGGUUCCACGUGAGAACUAUGACACGCUGCUGGAACAGAUGUGUGAGGGGAGGGGUCUGAUCAGUCACGCAAGCGAACUGAUCCAGCAACGCCUGCAGACCCACGGCCGACAUCACAUGCAGCCAGUGGACCAGAACCUGCUCAGAAGCCUCUUAUACAUCAUCAAUGUCACUCAGACAACUCUAGAAGAGGCCAGUAAACUGUUGACAUCUUUAUCAGAUGUCUCUAAAGAACAGAACCAUGACGGAGAAAGAGAUGAUUUCUGCCAUCAUGAAAACCUCAAAAUGAAGAACAAGCUGAAGAAACCAAAACUAGAGAAAUCAUAUAAGAUGAAUAAGAUGCUUUCAAAGGCUGUCAAAACACUACGGCGAUUCAAACGUUGAGCAACACUGACAUUAAAAUGAUCUCCUGUGAUUAUUUUCUCUGUGAUGGUCAUAUUCCACCCCUCUAUCAUCCAUCAGUCUGUGCACCAUCAUACAUUCACUCUUUCAUUGUUGUUGUUUUUAGUAAUUAAAAUAAAAUAAGUGUUGAAAUAAAACUACAUUCUGAGUAUAGAUUUUUUUCAAACUUAUUGAUGAUUCUUCAUUAUGAUUUAAUUUUUCUACACCCUUACAUACUAAUAAUUAAAAAUUGGACAAUUCCAUGCAACAUUUAUUUAUUAGAAUGAAUUUUGAAUGUCCAAAAAUAAUAGCAUUCUGCAGCAGUCAAGGCAAACUUGCAAAAAGUCAGCAAGUUUAUUUCUUUUAAAGAUCCUUAAGAGACUCAAAAUUAUGCAAGUACAACAAAACUGUGCAAGUAUAAAAGCAAUGUAGGAAAAAUAAAUAAAUUUAGCUAAAUCAAAAUAAAUUCAACAAUACCUCUUGAUAGUUUUUCCUCAUGUGAAACGCUUCUACAUCACUAAAUCAGGGUUUUGUAGUCUCAAAGUUAUAGCUACUAUAAUAGUUUGCUAAAUGAGUAGAAAUUAAAUAAUUUUCACACAUCAGGGACGUUUAUUGCUACGCUAAAUUCAGUAUCAUAAGUAUCAAAGUGAUCACAAGUCAUAGUUAUAAACCACAAUGAGGAAAUAGUCUUUUUUAUCCCUCUUACAACUGGGUUUAGGCUACAAUUUAUUAUGUAGUGAUUCAGAUACAGUAAAAUAAACAAGUGAUAAUAUCAGGAGGGAAGCUUAAGCCUGACCAAGUAUGUCUGGUUUAGUAAAUGUGACUGUGUAGACCCGUAAUAUAUUAUUAUUAUUAUUAUUGUUAUUAUUAAUUUAAUUACCAUCAAAGCAAUUGCUUGGCAUGUUUAAAAAGUAUCUAGAAUGCUAGUAAAGCUCUUCAUUUGCUUGCUCACGUCUUUGCACAAAACACGUGUUCUUUUCAUUCAUAAAAUAACAAAAUAUGCAAGCAAAUGGAUGUUACUCCUGUAGCAGGGGUGAAUAAGGGACAAGACCCUCCUUUCUUAGAGUCCACAGAUUCUGUUUGAAGAACGAAGAGUUAAUGGCUUUGAGUGACAGCAAUUCUCACCAAGGUGUGAAGGGGGAAGGGGAGGCGAAGCUAUCAAAUGACUUCACAACCAAUGUCCAAGCACGAGCGGCGUGAUU